CAAUUUGUUCAAAAUAAUGUGCUCAAUUUUUCCCUCGCCGGACACGGUUCGCCUCGGCGCCAGCAGCCGUCGCCUGGCCGAUCUUUCCCCCAAAUCGACGAGGUAGAACUCCCGACGAACCCUAGUCAUAAUCGGAGCCAGCCCGUCGCUCGCCGUUGCUGAUGGACGGCGGAAGUAGCAGCCUCCGCGUUGUUCGGCCGCAGCGGCGGUACAUCCCCUACAAGCAGGAGCAAGAUGAGGACAAAUCGCAGGUGCUCGCGAAGAUUGGCGCGGCGUACAAGGAAGCUUGCGUCCGGAUCGACGCGGGGAAGACGACGCACACCACGCUCGCGCGCCUGUACGAAGCCGGCGUCUGCAUCGGGCUGCUGGACCCCGUCUCCAACAUCUUGACCAACACCCUCGCCGCCGGCAGGCUCAGCGAAGCCCUCGAAGCGGAGGCGGAGGCGGAGGCGGAGGCCUCGGCCGGCGCCGUCGAUCCGGAGAGGCUGCAGAAGAUGGGGCAGCUUUCUUUCGACGCACUCAAAGCCUUCCUGAUCCGCUUCUUCCCCUACCUCGCCGGCUGGGAGGCCGUGCGCUACCUGCGGCUCGGCGAGGCCGACCUGCUCGUCGCCGCGCGCCUCGUCGUGGCGGACCGCGGCAUGGCGGGGUUCUCCGUCGCCUCCGCCGCGUCGGCGUGCGCCUUCAAGGCGGCCCUUGGCGUCGCCGCGCGGAUCGCCGGCCACCCUCGGCCGGAGCAGCUCGUCCGUGUCUGGAUAACAAUGUCGGCGCAUCCGGACCAAACGCUGGUCUUGCUCGAAGCCGUGAAGCAGCCCGACGAUCCCCGUCGGAGCCUCUCUGAACUCAAGACUCUGCUCGAUAACACGGAUGCUGCUGCUGCCCAUUUGCCAGUUCUUGAUCUGCGACGCGUUUGGGAUCUCGCGGAUUGUCGACGACCAUCCCACUGCGGCAAGCUCGCCAAUAAUAUGCCGUGUCAGCACACCCGGUCCCUGAGGAUGGUGCUUCUGGACACGAUUCGGAGCUCGUACCUGCGCGCCAUGGCGAGGCUGCCACGCUCUGAGCUGAGGUCUCGCUACCACCGCAGCCUGCUCAUGGGCGGCCACUGCUACGGGCCCUUGGACCCUGUCUGCAACAUCAUCAUCAACACGAUCUGGUACGAUGCCAAUUUUCCAGCAGCAGACCCGCCCGUGCUCGACGUGAUCGGCCCCAACAGUCUCACUCGCCUGGAAAGCCGUUCUUUUUAUGGCCUCGCGUCCUUUCUCCAGACCCGCUACCACAACCUGUCAGAGCACGAAAUUGUGCAGUGCCUGAUCGCAAACUAUGCGCGCCUAAACAUUGAUGCAGAAGAACAGGAAGAGCGUCAGCAAUACCAGCACAAUCUCGAUUUUCUCCAUCCAAGAAGUUGGUAUGGCUUCUACGAUGCUGUCAGGAAGGCCGCAGAACAAACGCCAUGCGGGACAUUCCAAGAAGCCUAUGAAGCUGCAGCUACGGCAGCAUGGCAUCCGAAACCCGUGGAGCAAGCCGAAUUUCUCAGUUGCUGCAAGAAAAUUCUGCAGGGGCCUGCCUUGUUGCUGCUGCAGAACGGAGCCCGUCUGUCCUCAGAUGAUGUCCAGCACAUUGCUGGAUUAUUGUCUCCCAAGGAGGAGCCAGUUCCUGAGCGAACCAAAAGGUCGACCUAUCCCACAGUAGCGGGAAAGAAGCGUUCUGAGGCUCAGCAGAGAAGAAUAAGUAGAUGGGUGGAAGCUGCACUGGAUACUCACGCACUGCAAGAUGGAGAACCCAUGUAUGACCUACACAUUAUCUGUGGCGUGAAUGAGCUAGUUUGCGGCCCUGAGUUCUGCAGUGACAGGGAUGAUGAUCUUUCCUUUGCACCUUGCAAAUUUUUCUACUCCCAUGUGAACUUUUUGGCGACUCAAAGAGAUUCUCAAUCUGCUGAAAGAGAUCCAGCACUUUUUUUUGCUGAGUUUGACAAUGAGGAUGAUGGCAAAGUACUAAAGUGCUGCCGUGUGGAUAUGCCACUGCCAUACACUGUCCUGUGCAUCAGAACAUGUGCGGUGCCUAUAUUGUGAGUCCGAGGGAGCAAAGGUUGUCCAUCCAGCUAUGGAAAAAUUCCAUGGUGGGGACCAAGCGUUCGAGGAGAUGAUCUGCCGAGGAGAUUACCUUGCCAAUGAACGUCUUAUCUGUAAGAGUGAAUAUGCUGUUCAGCGCAUGUGUGGAGUAGAAGAGGACUUCAUGUAUGUUGAUGUCACAUAGAUUUGUAAGAAGCUCUGCAGUGAUUCUUUUGUUGACUAAUGAGUCACUCAUCAUCAGGUGAGGGUUGAAUCUAAUUAACUAUAUAUUAGAGGUGAUCAGAGACUAUUAUUUUCUAAUGUUAAUCAUUUGGCAACAGCGAAUGGUACGACCUUGUGUAACAUUUUGAAUUUGUCAUGAAUUUUCCAUGCCAAUUUUAUAAGUACUUUGUUGUGA
Panicum virgatum (switchgrass) is the source of this 2463-nucleotide messenger RNA. RefSeq lists its product as uncharacterized. Bases 162 to 2066 code for a protein of 634 amino acids. Lineage: Eukaryota; Viridiplantae; Streptophyta; Magnoliopsida; Poales; Poaceae. The transcript is spliced from 3 exons. The record is from RefSeq and is a predicted model, not a curated record.